Messenger RNA from Paralichthys olivaceus (Japanese flounder), 1487 nucleotides. NCBI's taxonomy places the organism in Eukaryota, Metazoa, Chordata, Actinopteri, Pleuronectiformes, Paralichthyidae. The record is from RefSeq and is a predicted model, not a curated record.
UCUGUUCAUUUUUAUUCAAUCUUCAUUAUUUUUAUUUAUCAAUUAUUUUUUUUUGCAGGCAAACAUUCAUUGCACCUCCACUCCCACUGCCAAGGACAACAGCCCAUCAUCAACGCGACCCGGUGCCAUCCAGCCCGUCGGCCGUGUGUGGCCAAGUACCUCCCCCGCCACUCCAGACGGCCACAGUCCCAACCCCUUUCAGCAUGGCCCCUCCCCCUUCAACUCCCAGACCUCUCCUCGCGCCCCCUCCCCCACCUCGCCUGACGAGUUCCCCAUGAAUGUCAAGCAGGCAUACAAGGCGUUUGCCGCCGUGCCUCGCUCACUGGCAGUGCUGGAGCCGCCGCAGGACCUGUUUGGUGUGAGGAACAAUUUUCAUCCAAAGCCAGUUUCUCCAGAGCCUGAGUUGAACAACGAGGUGUUUGAUGAUGACAUAGAUGGUCAGGAGGGAGCUGGGAGGGGUCUGACCAGCAAGGUCUCCCCCCGGCAGGACUAUUUGAACCUGGCAGCAGUGCCUCGUCUCUCCAGGCCCUCAGCGGACCUGCAGAGUCCGUCUCCUAGCGGUAAGGACAGCCCAGAGCAGCGCUCUUUCAGGGACAGACAGAAGUACUUUGAGAUCGACGUGAAGCAGCAGACUCCUGAAAAACCUAAACCUCGAGUCUCUCUUGUUGGAGAGGAUGACCUCAAGAAAAUGAGGGAGGAAGAAGCGAGGAAGUUUGAUCAGCGGGCGCAGGAGUACCUUCUGGACGAAGAUGAAGAGGAUGAGGAGGAGGACUUGGCUCAGCAGGUGGCUCAGAUGAAGGCCACGGGCAAAGUGUUGCUGGACGGUGUAGAGUAUAAAGUGGAGCCAGUGUCCAGCCCAUCUCAGCACUGCACACCUCCGAGCUACAACGUCACACCACCAAGCUACUGUGGCAGCUCAGGACCCUCCUCCGUUGACGGUAAAGGAGACUCUCAGAGGAAUUCACUGGAGGACAGCUUCAGGCUGGAACAGAGGCCCAACUCCAUGACUGGUCUGAUCCCAGUGUAUCCAGGGGAGUCGGCGGCUCCCAUCCGCACAGCCAAGGCAGAGCGCCGACAUCAAGAGAGACUUCGUAUGCAGAGCCCCGAGCUGUCUGUAGCCCUCGACAAGGACCUGUCCCCAGCUGAGAAACGAGCUCUGGAGGCUGAGAAACGAGCCAUGUGGAGAGCAGCACGGCCCUGUGGUCUAGAGGAGGAUGUUAGGCAGUAUGAGCAGGACCUGGCUAAGAGGCUCUACCAGGCCCGGGUGAGGGCGUCUCAGGGCACGGCUGCGGCCCCCCAGCCCCCUACCUCUACCUCUACCUCCUCCUCUGCAGCCUCCCAGCUCAGAAUGAAGUCUCUGGAGCAGGAUGCACUAAAGGCUCAGAUGGUCAUUGCAAAGUCUCGGGAUGGAAAGAAACGUGGGACGUUAGACCAGCUGACGGAGUCGCCGUCCCCUGCUCCCACACCCUCUCCUACACCUAUGGAAG